CCUGAGGAACAGCAGGUGUAGGUGUUUGUGAAGUCUCGCGAUAUGUGGCAAACAGCUUGUGAAUAUUACAUGAGGGUUGAGGGUAAAUGCCAAUCAGACUGGACGUUUGACACAUGACACCUCCCACACCUGCACCCCCUCUCCUCUACUUGGUUGAUGGCACGAAUCCAUGAGGACACCAGAGCCAAGGAGGAGGGUCUAAAGAGGUCUUUCCACAAGUCCAAAUGACCUUCAUUUGUUUUACGUGUCGCCACAGAAAACUCCGCGCACAAAAUAAAAACAGCAGCAUCUCAGAGCGGUCCAGCCACUGGAUGGGAGGCCAAGGCGUUGGAAUUUUUUAAAGAGCAACUGAAGGAGGACGUCCAGGCCACAGUGCCGUCUCUGAACGACGUCCCUCUGCACUACCUGAAGCCCAACAGCCUGGUGAAGUUUCGCUGCCUGGUCCAGGACAUGUUUGAUCCCGAGUUCUACAUGGGCGUGUACGAGACCGUUGAUCCAUCCACCAACGCCAAAAUGCUGCAUUGUGGAAAGUAUAGAGACGUGGCCGAGUGUGGGGUGGACUUUAACUCCAGGAACAUCGUGACUGCGGAGAGGCAAACCUUCUACUGUGUUCCAAUUCCCGGAGAGAACCAGUGGGUCAAGGAAAGAUAUGCGGGCGCUAGCCAAGCGCGACAACUCCCCUCCACCUCGUACGUCCCGAGCAGACAGAAACGGAGCUACGAAGAAGACGAGGACAUGGACGUCCAGCCUCAGAAGCAACGGGAAGGACAUUCUGCUUCUCAGAGUCCGACAGAACCAAGCAGCGACUGUAAACGCCAGGAGACUGAAGCUCCUUCCAGCCAGGCAGCUACUUCCUCCCACCUUGACCUGAACUUCCCACUUCCUGGAGAGAAAGGACCCUCCUGCCUUGUCAAGGUUUAUGAGAACUGGGACGGCUUUAAACUGAACGACACACUAGAAGUCUACGGGAUCCUCUCCGUCAGUCCUGCUCUCAGCGCUCUGGUGGAUGAAAAAGACGACCUCAUUGACCCCACAGAGUGUAUGGAGACGGCAGAAGAGCAGAGGGUCCGCAGCCCGCCGGCGUCUCUCGUCCCCCGCCUCCAUGUGCUCUACGCCAAGCCGCUGUCGCACAACAACCCCCUGCUGCCCUGCACACGCCUGGAGGACAACGGGGCCUUUUUAUCGUCGACUCUGAGCGAGAUGGCCGCCGUCAGGGAGGAGCUGCUUUCAUAUUUUACUCAUGUUUGUCUGGGGGACGCUCUGGCUGCCGAGUACCUCAUUCUGCAUCUCAUUUCUACCGUAUAUGCCAGAAGGGAUGUUCUCCCCCUGGGAAAGUUCACCUUGAACCUGAGCGGCUGUCCGACCGCGCCCCCGUACGCCGAGCGCCUUUACCAGAUCAUCCAGCAGCUUGUGCCUUCGUCCCAUUACCUGGGCAUGAGCCUCCAGAACAUGAACCAGCUGCGGCUGGUGCCUAAGAAGGACUACAUCGCAAACCGCCUGACGAGCGGAACCCUGCAGCUGUCCCAAAACACCUCCCUCUUCCUGGAUGAAACCCAGCUAGAGCAGGGACAGUUGGACACAACAGGUGUGCGUAAUGUCACGGCCAUGGGGAACCUGAUCUCGUGGCAGAAGGUUGAUUAUGACUUCAACUACCAUCAGAUGGAGUUCCCCUGCAAUAUUAACGUGCUCGUCGCAUCCGAGGGUCGCUCACUGCUGCCGUCCGACUGUCACAUACAUCUGCAACCGCAAGUGUCUUCGUCCCACGUAGAGGAGUACAUCAGGAGCGUCCACGUCCACCCGCAGGUGUCCUCGCAGCUGAACAAGUUCAGAGUUUAUCUGGGCGUGGCACGUCUGCUCGACUACAGCAUCUCAGACGACGUGACCAAGUCAGUGGAGGAGGACUUUGUGGAGAUGAGGAAGGACGACCCCCAGGGCGUUUCUGCAGAAGAUCUCCACAGGCUGCUUGUAGUGGCCAGGUUGCUGUCCCUGAGCCUGGGACACACGUCCCUGUCCAGAGACAGCUGGCUGAGAGCCAAACACAUCGAGACACUGCGAAGGAGCCGAAUAGAGCAACACAAGAGCGUGAACGGCAACGAGCCGUGAGCUCACGCGCGGGACAGCUCAACGGUUUUCCUUUUGUUAGAACAGUUUAAUAAAGUUUUUUCACCUUUUUGUAAACUAAAGAUUUAUAUAUUCCAACUAGAAUUAAAGGUAUGACUCAAUAACAGCCGACUGUUUAUAAUGUGUAACUGCAGAGCCAACUUCCUGUUUACAUUCAGCACGGUGCAUUUAACAGUUUGUCUCACGAGUAAAUAGAUUUAAUAAAACUUGUGCAGCUCA
Messenger RNA from Nothobranchius furzeri (turquoise killifish), 2340 nucleotides. The record is from RefSeq and is a predicted model, not a curated record. NCBI's taxonomy places the organism in Eukaryota, Metazoa, Chordata, Actinopteri, Cyprinodontiformes, Nothobranchiidae.